AUGAUAAUUAACAUGUUUUGUGCUUUUCUGUUGUUCUUCGCUGCAGCCCGUUUUGAGAUCUUGAAGCAGAGACUACGUGAUGUUAAAAGCACAGACGAGAUGAUAAUACACAUGAAGGAGUAUUGUGUUGUUAAAGGAUACGCGAAUGUAGUGGUUAACAUUGCGAAGUUCAUAACUCCAUGUUCGGUAAUCACGAAUGCUGUAGUAAUAGUAUUUUGUGGCAUAAAUUUAAUACAACCACAACCGCUCGCUGUGAAAUGUCAAUACAUGGCUGUAGUUGCAACUGUAACGCUUGCGGUUUUUGUCACUGCCUGGCCUGCAGAUCAUCUUCUAGACAAGAGUAAUAAUGCAAUGAAGAGUGUAUUCGAAUCAACAUGGUACGAACAAUCUACGAAAGUACAGAGAGACGUCCAGAUUAUGAUGGUGCCACAGCCUCCUGUGGCUAUUAAAAUCCCUUGUGUUAUUUCAACUCUCUCGUUAAGUUACUUUUGCUCGUUCAUCUCGAACGUAUUCUCUUUAUUUUCUGUUCUACGUGUAGCAAUAUCCAAAGAUGAAUGA
Messenger RNA from Megachile rotundata (alfalfa leafcutting bee), 558 nucleotides. Its product is annotated as odorant receptor 49a-like. Gene Ontology annotation, molecular function: olfactory receptor activity; odorant binding. NCBI's taxonomy places the organism in Eukaryota, Metazoa, Arthropoda, Insecta, Hymenoptera, Megachilidae. Gene Ontology annotation, biological process: sensory perception of smell; detection of chemical stimulus involved in sensory perception of smell. Gene Ontology annotation, cellular component: plasma membrane. The record is from RefSeq and is a predicted model, not a curated record.